UCCCCUUGACUCCUCCCUCCCUCUCCCAGAGUAUUAGCGCCUCUGUUGAGUGGAGUAGAGGAGUUCUUCCUCUUUCUUUUCCUCCUUGUGAGUCCAGCUGUGUCCCUCUUGCAGCUUCUUCUUCUUCCUUGGGCCUCUACAAUGGAGAGAGGGCAAAUGUUGCCCGUGUACCUUGUGAGCCUGUGCUGCAGCCUGUGUGCGGUUGCAGCCAUCCAGAGGGCCCAAAUGUUCCCCUUUGGCCUGUUAAGUGGAGAUUCACUUUUGGAAGAGGGCGAUGAUGAAACCUCCAAAGUCUUAUCCCUGCCUAAACCCUUCUACUUCUACGACACCCCCUUCUCCCAGCUUUACGUGGCCACAAACGGGAUCAUAUCAGCUCAGGACUUGCCGAUGGAGAAGCAGUACGUGGAUGAUGGCUUCCCCACGGACUUCCCGGCGGUGGCGCCCUUUCUGGCUGACAUGGACACCAGCGGAGGACGAGGACAGAUUUAUUACAGAGUGACGGAGACGCCCGGCGUGCUCAACAGAGUGGCCCGGGAAGUCCACCAAGGGUUCCCGGACGCGAAAUUCACACCCACCCACGCCGUGGUGGCAACGUGGGAGAAUGUGGCCGCAUACGAGGAGCCAACGCGAACCAGCGGGGAGGCGAUGAGCAAGGUCAACACCUUCCAGGCGGUGAUUGGCUACGACGAAACCGACUCGUACGUGCUCUUCCUCUACCCCGAGGGUGGCCUGAACUUCUUUGGGACGAGACCCAAGGAGUCGUACAAUGUGGAGAUAGAACUUGCCGCUCGUGUCGGAUUCAGCAGAGGAGAAAUCACCUAUCUGAUUUUUUCCCGAACUGAGGGACCUUACUACACUGUGACCAGCAACGAGCAGAGUAUCAAACAUCUUAACCAGGUUGGUAACACUGGUAUUGCAGGCGUUUGGCUUUUCCACACUGGGAACCGCUAUUCCUUUGACAACAUUGUCCCCGCAUCUGUUGGUGGUCUUCCUGCUACACCUUCCCCAAGAAAACAUGACAAGCCUCUGGGCGCCACUACCCGAGAGUCCCAUAACUUUCAAGAGUACACAGACAACCGCAAGUUUGACUCCGCUCAUCGAGAGCGGGAGGGUGAUUUCCCUCUGGCAGUUGAAGAUAGGGAAUUCCAGACGGUCCUCGCUGGUGAAUCCUUCCAGCCGGGAAGCGCUGACCUUCCUUUGUCAGCAUCUGUGGCGUCCCAAGCCAUUGAAGAGUUGCCCAUGACAUUAGAGCCCAGGCUGGGUUCAGAGGUGGUGGCGAGGCAGCAUGCACCGCUUCCUCCUCAAGAGGCGAUCCGAGAUGGAGGUACUCAAAGGUCCCCAGAGCAGCAACCACAGGUUCCCGUGGAGGUGGGCGGCUUGGCUCACAGAAAUGAGCCGCCCCUGACCCCUGGAGGUCAUGUGGUCAGCGUGGAGGAAGAUGUUGACUUUGACACAGGAGUGAUUCAAUACACCACUGAGAAUAAGGAAACGUGCGCUAGGUUCCAGCAGCAGUGCUCUCAGAAUGCAUUUUGCUCUGACUACGCCACGGGCUUCUGUUGCCACUGCCAAGCCGGCUUUUACGGAAAUGGACGUCACUGCCUGCCGGAUGCCGCCCCUCAGCGUGUAAGUGGGAAGCUCAGUGGAACAGUGACCGUGGGUUUGACUCCUGUAGAGCUGAACAACAUUGAUCUGCAUGCUUACAUCGUGGUUGGAGAUGGAAGGGCUUACACAGCUGUCAGUGAGAUACCUGAGCCAGUGGGUUGGGCCUUAAUGCCGGCUGCACCAAUUGGAGAAGUCUUUGGAUGGCUGUUCGCUCUGGAGUUGCCCAACAGCCAAGCAGGAUUCAAGACAACAGGAGCAGAGUUCACGCGUCACGCCGAACUGGUUUUUCACCCCGGCAACCAGCGGCUGUCGAUCACUCAGAUGGGCCGAGGCCUCGACGACCACAACCACCUCACUGUGGACACGGUGCUUAGCGGGAGUGUGCCUUUCCUACCUCCAGCUUCUGAAGUGACCAUGGAUCCCUUUAAGGAAAUAUAUCAUUACUACCCAUCAGUUGCCACAUCCAGCUCUGUGAGGGCCUUCACGGUGGUCUCACCGGACCGGGGAUCCGAAUCCUUCUCUUUCCAGCUGAAACAGAACAUCACCUACCGUGACUGUCGACAUGGCAACCGGGCUCCGCCUGUGGAGACGCUGCAGAUCACCAUGGAAAGAGUGUUUGUGAUGUAUGUGAAGGAGGAGCGCAUCUUAAGAUACGCCAUCACCAACAAGAUCAGCCCAGUUGGAGCGGGGUCAGCAGGACCAGAGCUAGUUAACCCCUGCUAUGAUGGAAGCCACGACUGCGACACGACCGCCCAGUGCGUCCCGCUGGAGGACAAGGCUUUCCAGUGCCGAUGUGGGACUGGUUACAGAGGCGAUGGACACAACUGUUACGAUGUCGAUGAGUGUGCAGAGGCCUUGCCUGCAUGUGGUGCUCAUUCGCAAUGCAUCAACUUACCCGGUAGCCAUCGCUGCCAGUGCCAAAGGGGCUUUGAAUUUGGCUUUGAUGGACGUACAUGUGUGGACACGGACGAGUGCAGCUCCUCUCCAUGCCACAUUAAUGCGAGAUGCACCAACAGCUUAGGCUCCUUCCACUGCCAGUGCCAGAAUGGAUUUUAUGGAGAUGGUUUCCUCUGCUCCCAGCAAGGGCCAACAGAUAAAAGUAAGAGCCAGUGUGAGCAGCACAGAGACCGUCUACAGAGUGAAGCGGGCCAAACUGGUCAGUCACCCAUUGGGGUUUUUAUCCCACAGUGCGACUCUGAUGGACAAUACAGACCACUCCAGUGCCAUGGCUCCACUGGACACUGUUGGUGUGUGGACAACAGGGGGCAAGAGAGAGCAGGAACCAGGACGCCUCCUGGUACUGAACCAACAGACUGUGAUAGACAGGAGCAACCAGUCCCACAUAAAACCCCAUGUGAGUGCCAAAGAGACAGGGUACAGACCACCAGUCCCGAGGGUGAUCCUGUAGUAGGAGCAUUCGUACCUCAGUGUGAUACUAAUGGACAGUACACACCUCAGCAGUGUCACAGCUCCAGUGGACAUUGUUGGUGUGUGGACAGCAAAGGACGGGAACGACCUGGAACCAGGACUUCACCUGGCACAACACCCAUCAACUGUGAGAGAGCUGAUGAACGCCUUAAAACCCUCUGUGAACACCACAGAGACAGCGUACAGACCACCAGUCCGGAGGGCUAUCCACUCGUUGGAGCCUUUGUACCUCAGUGUGAUGCUAAUGGGCAGUACACACCACUGCAGUGUCAUGGUUCUACUGGCCAUUGUUGGUGUGUGGACAGUCAGGGACAAGAAAGACCCAGAACCAGAACGAGCCCUGGUGCUCCACCCACAGACUGUGACAAACCAGAGGAACCAGACCGGACAAAAACCAACUGUGAGCGACACAGAGACAGUGUAAAGACCACGAGUCCAGGGGGUUAUCCUCUAGUGGGGGUCUUUGUGCCACAGUGUGAUGCAAAUGGCCAAUAUACUGCACGGCAGUGUCACAACUCUAGCGGACAUUGUUGGUGUGUGGACAGUCAAGGACAGGAAAGACCAAGUACCAGAACGCCACCUGGUGCAACUCCAACUGACUGCAACAAACCAGAGCAUCCCAAAAGCCACUGUGAACAGCACAGAGACAGUGUAGAGACGACCAGUCCAGAAGGUUAUCCUAUAUUGGGAGCAUUUGUACCUCAGUGUGAUUCAGAUGGACAUUACACACCUUUACAGUGUCACAGCUCUACUGGACAUUGUUGGUGUGUGGACAGCCAAGGACAAGAAAUACCUGGAACCAGAACUCCACCUGGUACAACACCCACUGACUGUAACAAUACAGAAGGACCGGAUCGUCUUAAAAGCCAUUGCGAGGAGCACCGAGACAGCGUACAGACGACCAGUCCAGAGGGUUAUCCGCUAGUGGGAGCCUUUGUACCUCAGUGUGAUGCUAAUGGAGAGUACACUCCUCAACAGUGUCACGGUUCUAGUGGAUAUUGUUGGUGUGUGGACAAAAAAGGGCAAGAAAGACAUGGCACCAGAACGCUUCCUGGUGCAACACCCAUCGACUGUAACAAACCAGAACGUCCUAAAAGCCACUGCGAGUUGCACAGAGACGGUAUACAAACCACCAGUCCAGAGGGUUAUCCACUAGUGGGAGCAUUUGUACCUCAGUGUGAUGAUGAUGGACACUACACUCGUCAACAGUGCCAUGGUUCAACUGGGCAUUGUUGGUGUGUGGACAGCCAAGGAAAAGAAAAACCUGGAACUAGAACUGCUCCUGGUGCUACACCCAUUGACUGUGACAACCCAGGACAUCCCAAAAGCCAAUGUGAGCAGCACAGAGACAGUAUACAGACAACGAGUCCAGAGGGUUAUCCAAUACUGGGAGCCUUUGUACCUCAGUGUGAUGCUAACGGACAGUACUCUCCUCAACAGUGUCACAGUUCUAGUGGACAUAGUUGGUGUGUGGACAGACAAGGACAGGAGAGAUCUGGAACUAGAACUCCUCCAGGGGUAACACCCAUGGACUGUGAAAGAACAGAACGCCCUAAAAGCCACUGUGAGUUGCACAGAGACAGUAUACAGACCACCAGUCCAGAGGGUUAUCCGAUAGUGGGAGCAUUUGUACCUCAGUGUGAUGCUGACGGACACUACACUCGUCAACAGUGUCACGGUUCUACUGGGCAUUGUUGGUGUGUGGACAGCCAAGGACAAGAAAGACCUGGUACUAGAACUCCACCAGGUGCAACACCCAGUGACUGUGACGAACCAGGACGUCCUAAAAGUCACUGCGAGUUGCACAGAGACGGUAUACAAACCACCAGUCCAGAGGGUUAUCCAAUAGUGGGAGCAUAUGUACCUCAGUGUGAUGCUGACGGACACUACUCUCGUCAACAGUGUCAUGGUUCUACUGGGCAUUGUUGGUGUGUGGACAGCCAAGGACAAGAAAGACCUGGUACUAGAACUCCACCAGGUGCAACACCCAUUGACUGUGAUGAACCAGAGCGUCCUAAAAGCCAGUGCGAGUUGCACAGAGACAGUAUAAAGACCACCAGUCCAGAGGGUUAUCCGAUAGUGGGAGCAUUUGUACCUCAGUGUGAUGCUGAUGGACACUACACUCAUCAACAGUGUCAUGGUUCUACUGGGCAUUGUUGGUGUGUGGACAGCCAAGGACAAGAAAGACAUGGUACUAGAACUCCUCCUGGUGCAACACCCAUUGAUUGUGACAAACCAGAACGCCCUAAAAGCCACUGUGAAUUGCAUAGAGACCGUAUUCAGACCACCGGUCCAGGGACGGCAUUUUUACCUCAGUGUGAUGGUAAUGGACAGUACGCUCCUCAACAGUGUCACAGUUCUACUGGGCAUUGUUGGUGUGUGGACAGUGAAGGACAAGAACGACCUGGUACUCGAACUUCUCCAGGUGAAACAGCUGUCAACUGUGACAAACCAGACCAUCCUAAAACCCACUGUGAGCAGCAUAGAGAUAGUUUACAGACCACCAGUCCAAGUGGUUCUCCUAUACUGGGAGCCUUUGUACCUCAAUGUGAUGCCCAAGGACAGUACACACCUCAACAGUGUCAUGGUUCGAGUGGACAUUGCUGGUGUGUGGACAGCCAAGGACAGGAAAGACCCGGAACUAGAACUCCUCCUGGUGCAACACCCAUCGACUGUGAUAACUCAGAACGCCCUAAAAGCCACUGUGAGCACCAGAGAGACCAUGUACAGAUAACCAGUCCUGAGGGCUAUCCUCUAGUGGGAGUUUUCAUACCUCAGUGUGAUAGUAAUGGACGGUACACACCUCAACAAUGUCAAGGCUCGACUGGACAUUGUUGGUGUGUGGACAGCCAAGGACAAGAAAGACCUCGAACCAGAACUCCACCUGGGACCACACCCGUCGACUGUGAGAGACUGGAUGAACAUCCCAAAACCCUUUGUGAACACCACAGAGAAAGUGUACAGACCAGAGGUGCUGAGGGUUUUCCUCUAGUUGGAGCCUUUGUACCUCAGUGUGACGCUAACGGACAGUUUACGCCACAACAGUGCCAUGGUUCCAUUGGUGAAUGUUGGUGUGUGGACAGCAAUGGUCAAGAGAGACCAGGAACAAGAAGUCCACCUGGUGUUUCUCCUAUAGACUGUGACGGCCCUAUUCACGUGACUCCGACUGAGCGUCCCGAGAGUGUGUGCGAGCGCUGGAGGAGCAGUUUAAUGGAGCACUACGGUGGGAAGCCAGGGCCGCAACAGUACUUGCCCCAGUGUGAGCCCGAUGGACAGUUCAGUCCAAUCCAGUGCUAUGGGGAGACCACCUACUGCUGGUGUGUGGACCAGGAUGGGCGAGAGGUUCUUGGCACCAGGUCAAAUGAUGUCAUUAAACCUGCGUGCCUUCCCUCAGUGGCCCCGCCAACUGUGCGCCCGUUACCCCGCCCGGAUGUGACUCCUCCCCCUAACACUGAUAUCACACUGCUGUAUGCACAGGGACAGAAAAUAGGAGCACUUCCUCUCAACGGGAGCAGACUCGAUACAAGCCGCUCCAAAACGCUCCUGACUCUACACGGCUCCAUAGUUGUAGGCCUGUCUUAUGACUGCAAACAGAACCAAGUGUAUUGGACUGAUUUGUCCGCACGGACCAUUAAUAGAGCAUUAAUGUCGCCGGGAGCUGAGCCAGAAAUACUCAUUAACUCGAAUCUGGUUAGUCCAGAGGGCUUAGCUGUGGAUGUCAAUCGAAGGCUGAUGUUCUGGGUGGACUCCAACCCUGACCUGAUUGAAAGGUCCAGUUUGGACGGUAGCGAUAGAAGGACGCUUUUUGACACAGACCUGGUCAACCCCCGGGCCAUCAUUGUGGUCUCAUCCACAGGUUCUCUGUACUGGACAGACUGGAAUCGAGAGGCUCCGAAGAUUGAGAGCGCAUCAGUGGAUGGACAGAACCGCCGGGUGGUGGUUUCUGAGGGGAUUGGUUUGCCGAAUGCAUUGACCUACGAUUACUCUUCUGGACACAUCUGCUGGGCCGACGCAGGUACUAAGCGGUUGGAGUGUAUAUUCCCAGACGGUUCAGGGAGAAGAGUAAUAAACCCCAGCCUCAACUACCCAUUUAGCAUGGUGUACCACGGAAACCACUUCUACUACACUGACUGGAGAAGGGACGGUGUGAUCACAGUAAGCAAAGACAGCGGCAAGCUCACUGAUGAAUAUUUGCCGGAGCAGAGGUCUCACCUGUACGGCAUCACCAUAGCAACAUCCCACUGUUUAUCAGCGGCCAAGGCGCACACCGGAAGGAGCAGCCCAACGUCCAUUGAAAUGAAACAAAAAGUGUGAUCUGUGAUCAUUUUAAGGCCUAUUCAAUAUAGGACAUACAGUGUAGUGAUACAAGACAACAGUGUUCACCGUAGAACAACGUAGUUCCUGUGUGACCGUGUGUAUGUGUGUACAUUUACCUUACACCCAAGUGUAAAGUCUAUUUGUGGUCCAUAAACCAAAGAAUACAUCCACCAGUGUCAUUUGAUCCACUGUCGUCAUCUACAAAACUUCUGGAAAUUACGUACAAAGCUUCCCACUAAACACCGGAUGAUGGCCAAAGUAGUACCUGGCUACUGCCCCGCAUACAACCCUGACAUCCAAACACACAAUGUCAUGUGCACUUGACACUGGCUACAGCUGUAAUAACAGCAGGCUGCUUCAAAGACAUUGGUGUGUAGUGUAAUUGUCUACAUGAUGACAGCUUUGAAACACACCGACUUCAAAGCUGUUAUUGUUCACCGCGCCCAGACACACCAGUCAAGUGGCUGGGUCUCGCUUGGUCAGGACAUUCCAGUUUUUCCUGAAGGCCGCUUUACUCGAGCAUCCAGAACUUCAUAUAGAAUUUCUAGGGACAGCCUUGAGCGGAUCUACUUUAGUGACCUCAGAAUUAGGUUUCUGCUUUUUGCAGGUUCUGUUAGCGUUUUUAAACCGCUAUAUCCAAAUCUGACUGGAGCAGUCCGCAGCCGAUUGUGAAGCGCUUGAGGUGAAAAUCAGCACCUCAAAAUCUGAGGCUGGGAUGGGAACAAAUUUCAGUGUCGGAACUAUGACAACAAAGUCAUGGGAAUACAAUGCGAGCGCCACAAUGCAAUUCUUGACUAAACUAAGGGAAAAAUACGGCUUGUGUCAUAAAAGUUUUGCUUCUUGAUUAUUUCAGUAGUUCCAUAUUUUUAUUACUGCCAAACCUGGAUAGCAGUGGAAUUUGCCAAAUUCUGUUUUGGGAUUAGAGGCAAUCUCUGUGGGAGUGGCAUUGGGAUUUGGCAGGAUACCGUAUUUUUUUCAAGAUUUGGGACUGGAAGGGAGUGGGAUCAAUUUCUGUGGUAGCGGAAGGCAGCAAGAGUCAACAUCGUUCUCUUCGUGGAAAAGGGAGGAGGUUGAGGAAGAGAUCCUGUCCGAAGUGGUCACCAAGUAUCGAGGGGUCUUGUUCAUGAGUGAGGGGGGAAAUGGAGCAGGAAAUUGAUAGGUACAUCAGUCCGGUGACUGCAGUGAUGCGGACUCUGUAAUGAUCUGUUGCGGUGAAGCAGCUGGGACGAAAGGCAAAGCUGUGAUUUAACGGUCGAUCUCCGUUCCUACUCUCACUUAAGGUCGUGAGGUGUGAUUUGUGGCAGAAAGAAAUGACUGCUGAUUGAACCUGCAGAAAUGAGUUUCAUUGGCAGCUUUUCCUUUCGAGAUUUGGUUGAGAAGCCCCCUCACCCACUACUCCGCCGCAUUGAGAAGAUAGAUGAGGUAGUUUGGGCAUUUGAAAAGGAUCUCCCUGAGGACAGGCCCGUCCCAUCGGCAAGAGGCCCCAGGAACAACGUAGGACAUUCUGGAGAGACGAUGCCUCCCAACUGGCUUGUGAAAUCUUGGCAUACCCCCAAAAGAGCUGCACGAAGUGGCUGGGGAGAGAAAGGUCUCAACGUCUUUGCGUAAGCCAUUGCCCCUGUGACUCGACCCAAGAGAAGCAGAGGAAAAUG
Messenger RNA from Syngnathoides biaculeatus (alligator pipefish), 8999 nucleotides. It is a transcript of the gene nid2a, whose product is annotated as nidogen 2a (osteonidogen). Bases 142 to 7344 code for a protein of 2400 amino acids. NCBI's taxonomy places the organism in Eukaryota, Metazoa, Chordata, Actinopteri, Syngnathiformes, Syngnathidae. Gene Ontology annotation, molecular function: calcium ion binding. Gene Ontology annotation, cellular component: basement membrane. The transcript has 56 exons. The record is from RefSeq and is a predicted model, not a curated record. Gene Ontology annotation, biological process: cell-matrix adhesion.